Messenger RNA from Scatophagus argus, 2191 nucleotides. RefSeq lists its product as uncharacterized. NCBI's taxonomy places the organism in Eukaryota, Metazoa, Chordata, Actinopteri, Scatophagidae. Bases 183 to 1505 code for a protein of 440 amino acids. The transcript is spliced from 5 exons. The record is from RefSeq and is a predicted model, not a curated record.
UUGAACAGACGGAGUACUGAACCCUUCCUGCUUGGAGAUAAAAUGUGCCUGGACACAAAGUGACACCUGCGGAAACCAGAAACAAAAGGACUAAUACGUUACAUCCUCACUUAAGCCGUCCUACACCAGGAAGAGAAUACUGACUGCACUUCAAUUCUGAGUUGGGACUCAUUUGUGGCUGAAUGGAUACAGGCAAAGUCAAAUGGAAGAUCUUUUUCCUCUUCGUUAUUUUCAACAUCAUUCUCUUCUACACUCUGAGCACACCCAGGACAGUGAGGUCCAUCCCACAACCCCGUGCACCUCCAAGCCCAUGCCCCUUCAGGAUCUCUAAUGACACCAUCACCCCCCUUGACAAUACCAAGCACUUACUGGUGUCAGCCUUCAUGGACCAGAGAGUGAAGGACUUUGACAUUCGCAUCAUUGGAAUAUUCAGGAGAGACUCCAUCCAACCUCUUUACUGUGUUUUCUGCUGUUCAGGCUGGUCAUCAACCGCAACUCCAACAACAAUUUUCCAACACCCGGACAACUUUGGUUUUCCAUUUGUCACAACAGAUGUCGUGUGUCCGAUUCCUCGAAACUGCAAGGCUACACAUGUUAGUCUUCAGACUCAGGAAUAUAGAGUGAAUGUAUUUAACCAAACUUGGCUUCCCAUAAGAAACCAGAAGGGGAAGGAGGAGAAGAAGUUUGACUUCACAGUCUGCGUGUCCAACCUGUUUGGAGAUUACAACAAUGUGCUUCAGUUUGCACAGACCCUGGAGAUGUACAGGUUGCUGGGUGUGGACAGAGUGGUGAUCUAUAACACCAGCUGUGGCCCAGACCUCGAUCGCCUGCUGCAGGGCUACAUCCAGGAGGGCUUUGUGGAGAUGGUUCCUUGGCCAAUCGACAAGUUUCUGAAUCCAUCUCGUGGCUGGCUCUUCUCAGAGAGUGGGGGGGACGUGCACUACUUUGGUCAGCUGACCACGCUUAAUGAGUGCAUUUACAGAUCUAUGGAGCGCUCCCAAUACGUCCUGUUGAAUGAUAUUGAUGAGAUUAUAAUGCCAUACCAACACAACAGCCUAAAGCUACUCAUGGAAACGCUUCAAAAACAGCAUCCAAGGACAGGGGUGUUCCUCAUUGAGAACCAUAUCUUCCCCAAGAAACAUUUUGAGCCAAAUGGGACAUUUCAUCUUCCUCAAUGGAACGGGGUGCCUGGAGUUAAUAUUCUGGAGCACAUCUACCGUGAGGACCCUGACAGAAAAAUAUACCAUCCACACAAGAUGAUAAUUCAGCCAAGGAUGGUGGAGCAGACUUCAGUGCACGAGGUGCUCAAGAAUUUUGGAGACCGGUACAAAGUCCCUCCAGACAUUUGUCGGAUAAUUCAUGUCCGCGUUGCUCUGCAGGGAGCGUUGACUGUGGAACAGCUCAAUGUAGACAAACGACUGUGGGACUUCAGUGAAAAACUGAUUCCCAAAGUGGACAAAGCACUGGAGAAAGCAGGCCUGCUGAGCUCAAAAGGGCAGAGGUGAUGGAUGGGAUGGACAGACUCAGAUGGACAUACAGUUUGAGUCUUUGGAACCUCUGAAAGGAGUGUAAAAUCAUUGCUUUACCUUAAGAUGGAAAAGUAGGUUCUGUUGGCUCAAAUUGAAGGACUUCUCCCUGUAAUGACCAAAUUACUUGAUAAGAUAAUUUUCAAUAAAAUGCUAAAUUAUUUUCAUAAAUCCGUUUGUAUAUAUCAGCACAAUAUACUUAUAAACCAGAACGCUCUACUAGCACUGCAUUAGUAUACAUGACUGAUCAACAGUAAAUGCUUAUGGAUGAUGUGAAGCUAAUUGGUGCUGUGCUGUUGGAUUUCACUGCAGCACACAGUGUUAUAAUUGCUAAACUCAAAUAUUAGAUAAGACGAAUGGUUUAGAUCACCUCACGGCACUCAGUUUGUCUGUAAAUGGGAUUUCAGUUUAGCAGGUCUCUAAAACAAAUCACUGUGUGUUAAAUUACCUAAUGUACUGUCUUGGUCUGAUCAGAUCAUUGUCUGAUCAUUGAUCAUUAUCUCCAAAAUAGGAACGCACCUUGCCUUUUUAAGAAAACGCUUUGCAAAUCUGUCUUCCAUCAUGUGUUGUGAAUGAUGUCUUUUGCUGCUGAAAAAAAUGCCUCAGAAACUUGAAAUUGUACAAAGCCGAGCAGCAGAUGAAAAAGAGAUUUUCUUUUAAAAAGU